UUUAGGCAGUUGCAGCCAUAGCCAGUUCCCUUGAAGCGAAACCGGAUGCCUUGACUCCACUGAACAGCUUGCCGUGACCAGAGUUGAACUCGUUUACCUUCUGACAGAACCAGCUCUAGAGGAGAGGAACGUUCCGCGGUGACAAUGGGAGUACCCAAGUUCUACCGCUGGAUCUCCGAGAGAUACCCGUGUCUGUCCGAGGUGGUGAAGGAGCACCAGAUCCCAGAGUUUGAUAACCUCUACCUGGACAUGAACGGGAUCAUCCACCAGUGCUCCCACCCCAACGAUGAGGACGUCCACUUCCGCAUCUCUGAGGAGAAGAUCUUUGCAGAUAUCUUCCACUACCUGGAGGUCCUGUUCCGCACCAUCAAACCCCAGAAGGUGUUCUUCAUGGCGGUGGAUGGCGUGGCUCCCAGGGCCAAGAUGAACCAGCAGAGAGGACGCCGGUUCAGGUCUGCCAAGGAAGCAGAAGAUAAGAUCAAGAAAGCUCUGGAGAAAGGAGAGAUCCUCCCCACAGAGGCUCGCUUUGACUCCAACUGUAUCACCCCAGGUACGGACUUCAUGGCACGGCUCCAGGACCAGCUCCAGUACUUCGUGAACAGCAAGCAGACGUCAGACCGCAGCUGGCAGGGUGUCCAGGUGUACCUGUCCGGGCACGAGACUCCGGGGGAGGGGGAACAUAAGAUCAUGGAGUUCAUCCGCUCAGAGAACGCCCGGCCAGGUCACGACCCCAACACCCGCCACUGCCUAUACGGCCUGGACGCAGAUCUGAUCAUGCUAGGUCUGACCAGCCAUGAGCCUCACUUCUCCUUACUGAGGGAGGAAGUUCGCUUUGGAGGGAAGAAAUCCCAGAAGAGGAUAACUGCCCCAGAGGAGACCACCUUUCACCUGCUGCACUUGUCCCUGAUGAGAGAAUACAUAGACUACGAGUUCUCUGCUCUCCGGACCCAGAUCGGGUUCCCGUACGACCUGGAGCGGAUCAUCGAUGACUGGGUCCUCAUGGGCUUCCUGGUGGGGAACGACUUCAUCCCUCAUCUCCCUAACCUCCACAUCAACCACGACGCACUGCCCCUGCUGUACCGGACCUACAUCAGCGUGCUGCCGCAGCUGGGAGGUUACCUGAACGAGAACGGACAUCUGAACCUCGGGAACUUUGAGAAGUACCUUGAGAAGCUCUCGGAGUUCGACAGAGAACACUUCAACGAGGUGUUUGUGGACCUCAAGUGGUUCGAGAGCAAAGUGGGCAACAAGUACCUGAACGAGGCGGCCGGACAGGCGGCCGAGAAGGAGGCCGGCAGCAAGAAGGCCAAGAAGAGAGAGGAGGCGUCUCUCUGUCUGGCAGGGCUGGCCUCAGCCAAUAAGGAGCCCCCAGAGGAAGAAGAGGAGGAAGAUGACAUAUUUGAGUCUGAGCUUCGGCAGUACAAACGCACCUACUACAUGACCAAGAUGGGCGUGGACGUAGUGUCAGAUGAGUUCCUGUCCGGCCAGGCCCGGUGUUACGUGGAGGGGAUCCAGUGGAUCCUUCACUACUACUACCAUGGAGUCCAGUCCUGGAGCUGGUACUACCCCCACCACUACGCCCCCUUCCUGUCCGACAUCAGGAACAUCGCUGACCUGAGGUUGACCUUUGACCUAGGCCGACCCUUCAUGCCCUUCCAGCAGCUGCUGGCCGUGCUACCAGCAGCGAGCAAAGACCUGCUACCCCAGAGCUACAGGCCCCUGAUGACCAGUGAGAGCUCGUCCAUCAUCCAGUACUACCCGCUGGACUUCAAGACGGACCUGAACGGGAAGCAGCAGGAGUGGGAGGCUGUGGUGCUCAUCCCCUUCAUCGACGAGAGGUGUUUGUUGGCAGCGAUGGAGCCGUGCAACGAGCAUCUGACUAAAUGGGAGAAGACGAGGAACCGACACACCGAGUGCAUCGUCUACACCUACGACACAGACGUAGACUUAACCUACCCCUCCCCACUGCCCCUGCAGUUCCCCAACAUCACGCACUGCCAUGUCAGGGCGACGGCCGUGCCGAUGGACGCCUGGCACGUAUCCAUGGCCCACGUGGGACGACCCAUUGACUGCUCGGCGCUCUACUUCUGUGGCUUCCCCACGCUGCAGCACAUCAAACACAAGUUCUAUAAGAAGAAGGGUGGAGUGAUGGUGUUCCAGCAGCCCAGCAGAGGAGAGAACACCAUCCUGGAGAUCAUCCAGCAGGAGGAGCCACUGUGUGAGGAGGUGGCCGCCCGGGUCCUGGGGAGGCCGGUCUUCGUCAGCUGGCCCCACCUGGAGGAGGCCCGCGUGGUGGCGGUGUCAGACGGGGAGACCAGGUUCGUCCUCGAGGAACCCCCCGGGGUCCAGAAGGUCUACGAGCGGCCCUCCAGCCCCCCUCCAACCAGGACCUCACACCUCUCUGACAAGGACCACAAGGACUGGGUGAAGGACGUCCAGGGGAACACGGAGCACUUCAUGAAGAGGAAGGGCAUCGUGGUGAAGGAGACGGCGGUGGUGGUGUACGUCCAGCAGCUGACGGGGAGGAAGUACGUCCCCCUCCCCGACGGGUCGGUGGUCCUGGAGAAACAGUGGUCCAGACAGGUCCUAAACUUCCCCUACCAGACCGUGGUCAAGGACAUCGAGGCGUUUGAUUCGUGCCACGCCCGCUUCAGGACGCUGGAGGAGCUCUUCCCCCCGACCAGCAACGUGUUCAUGGUGGGACACCCCUACUACGGGGCCCUGGGAGAGGUGCUUGAUUCCAGUGAUGUCAUCAAAGAGGGCCGGGUCCGAGUCGUCUUCAACGUCCCGCAAGAACCACAGCUAGAGUCUCUGAUCCACAACCAGCAUAAGUUCUCUGUGCGCUACAGCCCCGGCUACAUCCUGGCGUCCCGUCUGGGCGUCACCAGCUACCUGGUGUCACGCUUCUCAGGGAGCAUCUUCAUUGGCCGAGGAUCCAAGAGGAACCCGUGUGGUGAGCAGAAGGCAGAGGUGUAUAGUAACCUGCCUGUCUGUCUGUCUGUCAGCCCGUGUGGUGAGCAGAAGGCCAACGUGGGGUUGAACCUGAAGUUCAACAAGAAGAACGAAGAGGUGCCGGGCUACACCCGGCGGACGGAGAAGGAGUGGCUCUACUCCUCUGCCGUGGAGGAGCUGCUGGGGGAGUACCUGGACAGGUUCUCGGAGGUGUUCGACCUGGUCUCCAGGAACAGUCAUGAUGAUGUGUUCUAUGAAGAUGACAUCUGGCCUGCAGCGGAACACAAUGGGGCCCAGAAGGUCUCUGAGAUCACUUCCUGGCUGCGGGAGCAUCCUGUCAGCCUGGUCGGACGCACGUCAUGUGACCUCCAGGUGCUGGACGGCAACAUCGUGGAGAAGAUCGAGGAGCAGGUGGAGAGGGCCAAGACUAAGAAGAGCAGUAAGAAGGUCCGUGUGACUGUGAGGCCUCAUCUCCUUUUCAAGCCCAUGGAGCAGCACCAGGGCGUGGUCCCCGACCCGGACGCAGAGUUCCAGCUGUUUGACCGUGUGGUCAACAUCAGGGACAGCUUCACCGUCCCGCUGGGCCUCAGGGGCACCGUGGUGGGCAUCCAGGGAGCUGCCAGGGAACCAGAAGUCCUUUAUGAGGUCGUGUUUGAUGAAGAGUUUGUUGGAGGACUCACCAUCAGGUGCACUAUGGGCCGUGGGUACCGCCUCCCCUCCUGCGCUCUGAUCAACCUGUCCCAUGGAGUCCGGGCGGAGAGCGGAGCGCACAAACUGACCGCCAUCGUGAAGCCCCAGCGCCAGGCCGGCCCCCCCCCCCAGAACAACCACAAGCAGCCCGGAGGGGGGAGGACAGAACCCCAGGGAGGCAGGAAGCCAAACACCAAGGUAAAAGAGGAGUUCACCAAUGCCUGGCAGACGGCAAAGAACGCUGGACCCCCUCAGAAACCCCCAGGACACUGGCAGAGCUCUGAAGGAAAUAUUCAACAGAAUAAACCCCAGCAACACACUACUCCUAACAACAAGACAGCUCCUGGUGGAUUCAGACUGUUGAAGAGAAAUGAAGAUGCCAACCCUCAUCUCCCUCCAAACAUCUCUGCUAGCAAGGCUUCCACUGAGUUUGAGGAGCUCAUCGCCAACCUCAAGAUCUCCCACAGCAACCAGCAGAUCUCCCAUGGCAACCAGCAGAUCUCCUAUGGCAACCAGCAGAUCUCCCAUAGCAACCUGCACGGCCCCGUCCCCCUCCCUCCUCCACAGCAAGCCAGCAACCAAUCAGACGGACCGCUGUCUCCACAGUCCUUCGCUAUGAAGGGGACCAUGGUGCUCAAGGAGAUGUUGAAGAUUGACAGCCCUAGCCCCGCCCCCUCAGGAAGCCAGCAACCAACCAGGAGACGGUCCUCUAAGAAGCUUGCGGCUCAGAUGAACGCCCCUCAGACUGAGUCACAUGUUGUGGGUCACCAGGCCACGCCCUUCCAGGCCACGCCCUUCCAGGCCACGACCUUCCCGGCCACGCCCCUCCAGGAUAAGCCCCUCCCCCUGGGUCUUGGGGCGGCGGGUCCUGGGGUGGCGGCGGAGCUCUCUAGGGUCUGCGUGGGUCUCGGCAUCGGAGCUCCAGACAUCAGCAGCAUGCGCACCAGACAGGGCCUGGUGGCCUGUCAGGUGAAGCUGUCUAACGGACUGGUCCUCCAGGGACCGCAGUGUCCCUCAGAACACGAGGCCAAGGAGAAGGCUGCCCUGCUCACCCUGCAGAGACUGACGUCGAUGGGGCUGGGCUUCCCCCUCCCCCCCUCCAUGUUCUCGGGGAUCGGAACAAUGAGGAGUCCUCACAUGGGAGCCACUCCCCCUCUGUUCAACCAAUCAGCAGGGGGCGUUCUGAUGCCCCCCCAGGCCUAUGGUCCCCUGUGGGGUCUGACCCCCCCCCACCCCAACCAGCCCUUCUUCAUGGGGCCGGGGACCUUCCCCGGAGCCGCCCGAGGUCCUGCCCCUGCCCGGGGCCCCGCCCCCUCCCCCUCCCUGCCCAUCGGAUCACAUAACCAGUUCGUUCCUCUACAGGUGACGAAGAAGAGGGUGUCCUCAAACAGGAAGGGCCAGGAUGGCAGAGAGUUCUACAGGAAGCAGAACCUGCCAACCGGCCAAUCACAGGCCACUAGCCAACACGCCGGCCAAUCACAAGGCCAGGGUAAAGUGGACCCACCCCCUGGCAAUAGAAGCCCCGCCCCCUCCGGCCAGCCUGAAGGCAUGGCCGCGACGACCACCCAAUACACGCCCCCCCGCCAAGCCCCGCCCCACACACCUGGCUCCGCCUCCAAGAGGAGAAACAGGAAGCUGGCGGUCAACUUCCUGCCGGCUAAAGUCUCUGAGUGACGCGUGUGGAGUGGAGGGGGAUGAGUUGACUCCUCCUCCUUGUCCUGAUCAUGUGUUACUCAUCUCGUUACUCGACCGCCAGCGACGCCCACUGACAGGAUGCUAACAUUAGGAAAGCAUUGUUUAACUAAUUCUAAAACAUUUAAUCCACAUUCAGAGAGACACAUGUUACUUACUGCCAGACAUUAUUCAUAAUCAGCCUUGGAUCUCAUCUUGUUUUAAGCCAAUUAAACGUCUUGAUAAAACAAAAAAUACUUUAUAAAUCCAUUUAUUCGUUUUAACUGUUGAGCAGCAAGGUUUCCACCUAAGUCUCGAGUAUCCAGUUGUGUUACCUUAACUGAGCUCAAUGUUGGGUUGUGUUAAUGUAACUACACUUGCAUUGUUGUUACCAUAACUAAACUCUGUAGCGUUGUAUUACCGCUACACUUCAAAAUGUUGUUGUACAAUAACUACACUCCAUAACAUUGGGUUGUGUUACCGUAACUACACUCUGUGAUGUUGUGUUACUGCUACACUCCCUAGCAUUCGGUUGUGUCACCCUAGCAUUGGGUUGUGUCAACCUAGCGUUGGGUUGUGUCACCCUAGCGUUGUGUUACACACCUCAGCUCUAAAUUAAUUCAUGACUAUCUCAAAGGAGGUGGAUUUUAAUUUUUGAUCACGAUUGUUUUAAUUCUUUAAGUCUGGAUAUUUUAAAGGCAGCGUGUUUCUUUGAGGAAAGCUGUUUAACUGUUUGUACACUGAUUGUUUGAAGGCUGUUUCCAGCUGCAUGUUGUCUUACUGCCAAGGAAUGUGCAGCAAAUAAAGUUUCUUUCUUAUCGCACAA
This is a messenger RNA of Gadus macrocephalus (Pacific cod), 6139 nucleotides long. RefSeq names its product 5'-3' exoribonuclease 1 (gene xrn1). The transcript is spliced from 41 exons. Gene Ontology annotation, molecular function: 5'-3' RNA exonuclease activity; RNA binding. Gene Ontology annotation, cellular component: nucleus. NCBI's taxonomy places the organism in Eukaryota, Metazoa, Chordata, Actinopteri, Gadiformes, Gadidae. The record is from RefSeq and is a predicted model, not a curated record. Bases 145 to 5316 code for a protein of 1723 amino acids. Gene Ontology annotation, biological process: rRNA catabolic process; nuclear-transcribed mRNA catabolic process.